AUGGACCCCACCCGUUUGUCGGUGCAGCCGGCUGGCGCCGGCACCAAGUUUCGGGCGAUUCAGCAAGCGAAGGAGAUGGAAAACAUCGUGGCUGAGCGAGCCAAGCGCAGCGGUGAUGAACCGCCGCCGUACGAUUUCUAUGAAUUGAUUGGCAAGGGCGCAUACGGCCGUGUGUUCAAGGGCAAAAACCGCAAUAAUGAUGGACUGGUUGCCAUCAAGAUCAUUGACAUUGACUCUGUCGAUUACGAAGAGAUGACCACCAAGAACCUUUCUGAGACACUCAAAGAGAUCAACAUCCUCCAGCAGCUGCGAGAUAGCAAGGCACGGCCAUAUGUGAACAUCAUCGAAGAAGCUCGGUCCGUUCACAACGAACUCUGGAUUGUCAGCGAAUAUGCUAGCGGUGGCAGUGUCAACACUCUUAUGAAGCCUACCAUGAAUCUUAGAGAUCCAGGGCCAGGACUACCAGAAAAGUUCAUAAUACCGAUCGCGCGCGAGCUAGCGUUAGGACUAAAAUACGUACACGAGGCUGGCGUGUUGCACAGAGAUUUAAAGUGUAACAACAUAUUGAUCCUCGAGGACGGCCGGGUGCAAUUGUGCGAUUUCGGUGUAUCUGGGCAGCUUGAGCCUGAGAGCUCAAAGCGAUCGACCAUUGUUGGCACGCCAUAUUGGAUGGCACCUGAACUCCAGAACGAGUGGAUUAAAGACGCGCACCCGCAGAGCAGAAUUAGACCCAACGACAUUUUAUAUGGGUCCGAGGUUGAUAUCUGGGCAUAUGGAUGCACGAUCUACGAGAUGGCGACCGGUUUCCCGCCGUUUCACAGAACCGUCCAGUGGGACUUACCGGAGACCGGAGUCCCUGUUCUGGAAGGCGAGAGACAUUCAGACGCCUUGAAAGAGUUCGUAUCCUUCAUCUUGCAGCCAAAUCCUGAGGAUCGACCUACGGCCGACGAUAUUUUGGAACAUCCCUUUAUUGUCGAUUCGACGAAGAUGUUUCCCACUGUCAUUCUGGUCAAACUUGUGGAAGACUACUACAAAUGGGAACACGAAGGCGGCGCUCGAGCCUCGUUAUUCUAUGCGGGAGGUGCUCAAGCGCCUGAUCCUCUCGCUCCGGAAGAAGACGAAGACGAUGACUGGACGUUUAGCACCUCAGACGAGUUCGGAGACCGUUUGUCGAGAGCGUUCCUUGAUCCUUUCUCAGCAGCACCGGGCCAGAGCUUUACUGGGAUCAACAUGCCGAUUGAUGACGACGAUCGUUUCGCGAAGCUCCAGGCCACCUUCCGUGAACAACAGAUAAAGAAAGGAGAAGAGCGACUGAACCGGUUAUUUGACAUGGACAAGUCACCAUACCGCUACAGCGGCGUCGACCAGGCUGACAACGGUCGGCCUCAUUCAGAUCUCCUUCUUCGCGAUUUCAAUCCUGGUGCGCCGAAUCGAGAGACAAUCAUCGACAUAGGAGACUUUGACCCACCCAUGGCUGCUGAUGCGCCCAGCAUUGACCUGGGCGAAGUGCCGACCGUGAAGGCAAACAGGAUAAAGAACCUAUUGCGUGAGAUGGAGUUGGAAGAUGAAGAACGGGAUCGCUUUGAUCAGGAUGACCAAUUGACGAAACGCGCAACACGAGAUUGGAAGUUCCCUACUGCGAAUGAAGACAACAACAGGCGGACUCAAGAUUGGAAGUUCCCACCAAUGCCUGAGCAGCCAAAUCGCCGGACGCAAGAUUGGAAGUUUCCCAUGGCGGAAGAGCCUAUGCCCCCACCAAACAGACAGACACGCGACUUCAAGUUCCCCGCGAUGCCGCCGCCAAAGCCAAAUCGCGCCACGAGAGAAUGGACUUUCGAUGCAGCUAUGGCAGAGGCGAACUAUCAAAAUCAGCGCAACUCACGGCGAGCCACUAAGGACUGGAAGUUUCCAUCGACAUCCGAUGAGCUGCCACCACUGAACAAUCGCAAGACGCGCGACUUCAAGUUCCCUAUGGGUGGGCUGGAGGAGCACGAACCUGACUAUCCACAGCCGUUUGCAUCCUCACCGACACUGGAGUCGAACUUCCGACCCACCCUGAAGCACGCUACAACAGCCCCAAUAGGGACGUUCGAUGAUUACCCACGGGUCGAAUCUGCGCCGGAGUCACCGCUGCGCACCUCUAUGAUCGAUCUAGAUAUGGCAAUGAUUGACGACUAUCGCCCCGGUACGGCUGGGUCGGAAUCCACCACUACGUACUCAGCUGCGACGGAACAGAUGAACGAUAACCCGUUCAACCUCGAAGACCAGGUCCAGCUCACUGAAAACAGCAACCGCACUUCGUACCACACAAAGUCACAGUCAGAGCCUAAUCACGCCAUCCCUGGCCUACUUACACCCCAGACUCUAGACGAGCAAGGCCUUCCAACAACAGUCGACCCGCACCACCCAGGCCUGCACGCCCGCGGCCUCUCCUCAGUCUCGCAAAUGCAAACCCAGCUUAAACCUCCACCCCACAAUGUCCCCUCGGCCUACCACCGCGCCGCACAGCGCUCCCAGCAGCUCGAUUUCGGCUGGUCGCACACCGCAGCCUACCACCACGGGCUCGGUAGUGACGACUCGCCCCCUCUCAGCGUCAUCACCGACGAAUCUGCCGACGACGAAGACAUCGACGAAGCCUGGGACGCCCUCGAGAAACUCACCCUCGCCCGCACUCUAUACCCGCGCUCUUCGCGCCGCACCGACUCCCGCGACGAGCAACCCACCUCCUCCGACGCGGAGGAUGGCUACGCCACCGAUGCCACCGUCGACGAUAUCCCGCGCCCCAUCCGCGUCUCCGUCGGGCCCAACGGGAAGCCUCUCGUUGAUUUUCCUGUGCCCCGCGGGCCACCUGCUGAGGCGCUGCUCGGUGUCCAAGGCGAUCCGACAUUACUGCAGAAUGCGCUGUGGAAGAGUAGUCUGGAGUUGCGGGAUGGGUUGAGGGCGAGUAGGGAUUUGUUGAAGGCGAUGCGGUUGGAGGAUGUAAGGCCGCUGGAGGGGUUGAGUGAGGAGGUGGGGAUGGAGGGGACGAGUACCAUUCGGGUAGGGAAGUAG
Molecule: messenger RNA, 3051 nt
Organism: Paraphaeosphaeria sporulosa
Lineage: Eukaryota; Fungi; Ascomycota; Dothideomycetes; Pleosporales; Didymosphaeriaceae
Product: kinase-like protein
Exons: 2
Coding region: 1-3051 (1016 amino acids)
Biological process (GO): protein phosphorylation
Molecular function (GO): ATP binding; protein kinase activity
Source: RefSeq, a predicted model, not a curated record